This is a messenger RNA of Mangifera indica (mango), 998 nucleotides long. RefSeq names its product reactive Intermediate Deaminase A, chloroplastic-like. NCBI's taxonomy places the organism in Eukaryota, Viridiplantae, Streptophyta, Magnoliopsida, Sapindales, Anacardiaceae. The record is from RefSeq and is a predicted model, not a curated record. Gene Ontology annotation, cellular component: cytosol. Gene Ontology annotation, molecular function: deaminase activity. The coding region runs from base 102 to 671 and encodes 189 amino acids. The transcript has 6 exons.
AAGCAAACAGGACAAGAGAAGCCACAACUUUUAGGGUCACCCCUAACACACAAAGACAGGUGAAGUGAAACCGAGACAGCAACUCUGAGAGACAGAGACUAAUGGCAUUAAAGUCGUUCAAUGUCCCCACCAUCGACAUGGGCGUACUUCGUACCCGCUCCCCUUUGGCUGCCGUCGGCUUUGGCUGCGCUUCCAUCGCUGGUUCCACCCUGUGCCGUUCUUCUUCCAGAGCGCAAACCAGUCCCUUUGCUUGCUUAUCAACAUCAGCUAUUCCCAGUAAAAGUUUGAAGGAGGCUGUUGUGACUAACAGGGCACCGGCAGCUUUGGGACCUUAUUCUCAGGCUAUCAAAGCCAAUAACCUUGUUUUUGUCUCUGGUGUUCUUGGUCUUAUACCUGAGACUGGGAAAUUUGUCUCAGAGAGUGUAGAGGAGCAAACUGAGCAGGUUCUAAAAAAUAUGGGAGAAAUACUGAAAGCUAGUGGUGCUGACUAUUCUUCUGUGGUCAAGACUACUAUUAUGUUGGCUGACUUGAAGGACUUCAAGAAAGUAAAUGAGAUCUAUGCUAAAUACUUUCCAGCGCCUGCACCGGCUCGUUCAACAUAUCAAGUAGCGGCACUCCCCUUGGAUGCCAGGAUUGAAAUUGAGUGCAUUGCUGCCCUUCCAAACUCCUAAUUAGAGUGAACUUAUGAGCGACCAACAGCUCUAGCUUAGAAAUAUUUCCCCAGUUCCCAUUUUAGUUCAAGCAGUAAACUAAUAGGCUGUAGUUCAACUCUAAUCUAUUCUUGCUGCCUUCAAGGCCUGUUCUGGAUUUGGAAAUUUGUCCUGCUGCCAGUCAGCGUGGCCCAGGACCAAAAUCCUGCCCCGAUAACUGUACUGCAUCAUGUGAACAUAGACUUGUCAAGGGACAGGCCAUGCUGGACGCUUUGGGGUAAGGCAUGUGUGUUGGUCUUUUAAAAAUAAUAAAAAUUAAUUAAAAAUUAAAAAAAUAUAUUAAUUAAA